ACACAGCCCUUCCUCCUCUGUACCACACUUAAAACAUAGUCCCAUCCCUCCCCUCCCCUCGUCAUUCCUCAUUCAUUGCUCCCUCUUCCCAACCCCCACUUUCCUUUUAAAUUCCUCCCCUUUUCUUCCUUUCACUUUCACUAUUCAGUAAUCGAGUAAAGGAAAAGGGAAUCUCUCGUUUCCUUCACUUCCAAAAUGCGCCUUCAUUUGUCUGUGGCACUGAUUUGUGCCACUCUUUUCUCCAUUGCCGGGGCUGAAGAUCCCUACAGAUUCUUCAACUGGAAUGUCACCUACGGUGAUAUUUUUCCUCUCGGCGUUCGUCAAACGGGUAUUCUCAUCAAUGGACAAUUCCCAGGCCCUGAUAUCCACUCUGUUACCAAUGACAAUCUCAUUAUCAACGUGUUUAACAACUUAGACGUUCCUUUCCUCCUUUCCUGGAAUGGAGUCCAAAAUAGGAGGAAUUCUUAUGAAGAUGGUGUCUACGGAACAACUUGCCCCAUUCCUCCGGGGAAGAAUUUUACAUACAUUCUUCAAGUGAAGGAUCAAAUAGGCAGCUUUUAUUACUUCCCCUCUCUCGAUUUCCACAAGGCUGCUGGUGGUUUUGGAGGGAUUAGAAUCCUUAGCCGCCCACGGAUUCCGGUUCCCUUCCCAGAUCCUGCUGGGGAUUACACUGUUCUUAUUGGAGAUUGGUACACGUCCAAUCACACGGACUUGAAAGCUCACCUAGAUGGUGGUAAUAAGCUACCUUUCCCUGAUGGAAUUCUUAUCAACGGUCGUGGACCUGGCGGUGCUUCCUUCAAUGUCGAACAAGGGAAAACAUACAGGCUUAGGAUAUCAAAUGUUGGAUUGCAAAAUUCUCUCAAUUUCCGCAUCCAAAACCACAAGUUGAAGUUGGUAGAAGUCGAGGGAACCCACACUCUGCAAACUACCUACUCCUCAAUAGACCUUCACGUUGGCCAAUCGAUGUCUGUUCUAUUCACAGCUGAUCAGCCUGCCAAAGACUAUUACAUUGUGGUCUCUUCUCGCUUUACCACCCCGGUCCUCACCACUACAACAACUCUACGCUAUAGCAAUUCUGCCGGCCCGGUCUCUGGUCCCAUUCCUGGUGGGCCCACCAUCCAAAUCGAUUGGUCUUUGAACCAAGCCCGGUCUAUUAGAAAGAACCUUACAGCAAGCGGACCAAGGCCUAACCCACAAGGGUCGUAUCACUAUGGUCUCAUCAACACGACCAGAACCAUCAUUCUUUCAAAUUCUGCCGGCCAAGUCAAUGGCAAGCAAAGAUAUGCGGUUAACAGUGUUUCCUUUGUUCCAGCAGACACUCCUUUGAAACUUGCAGACUAUUUCAAAAUCGAUGGAGUUUAUCGUAUCGGAAGCAUAUCCGAUAGACCUACCGGCGGAGGGAUAUACCUUGACACUUCGGUUAUGAACACAGACUAUAGAGCUUUCAUUGAGAUUGUAUUUCAGAACGAUGAGGAUAUUAUACAGAGCUGGCAUCUUAACGGAUACAAUUUCUUCCUUGUUGGUAUGGACGGAGGGCAAUGGACACCUGCUAGUAGGAACGGAUACAACCUUCGCGAUGCUGUUUCUCGUUGUACCACUCAGGUGUACCCCAAGUCAUGGACGGCCAUUUAUGUGGCACUCGACAAUGUGGGAAUGUGGAACUUAAGGUCCGAGAACUGGGCAAGACAGUACCUGGGGCAACAGUUUUAUUUGCGCGUGUUCACAACCUCAACUUCAUUGAGGGAUGAGUACCCGAUCCCGAAGAACGCACUACUCUGCGGCAGGGCAAGUGGCAGGAGAACCCGACCUGUUUAAGCCACCCGUAGAAUAAAGGAUACAACAUUUGAGCGGCAGAGUUUUGGCUUAUGAACUUGUUUAUUACUGCGAAUAAGAACAUUUGAGCGUAAAGAACAUGAUGGAUUGGUUACGAGUUUAAAAUUUAAUAGACCUCAACUCGAGGUCUCAUUCUUUCUUAC
Molecule: messenger RNA, 1976 nt
Organism: Hibiscus syriacus
Lineage: Eukaryota; Viridiplantae; Streptophyta; Magnoliopsida; Malvales; Malvaceae
Product: L-ascorbate oxidase homolog
Exons: 8
Coding region: 196-1815 (539 amino acids)
Molecular function (GO): copper ion binding; oxidoreductase activity
Source: RefSeq, a predicted model, not a curated record